Xenia sp. Carnegie-2017 is the source of this 1746-nucleotide messenger RNA. Its product is annotated as actin-related protein 3. Lineage: Eukaryota; Metazoa; Cnidaria; Anthozoa; Malacalcyonacea; Xeniidae. Gene Ontology annotation, molecular function: actin filament binding. The record is from RefSeq and is a predicted model, not a curated record. Gene Ontology annotation, cellular component: Arp2/3 protein complex; actin cortical patch. The coding region runs from base 245 to 1507 and encodes 420 amino acids. Gene Ontology annotation, biological process: Arp2/3 complex-mediated actin nucleation. The transcript has 16 exons.
AGACACUUGAAAACCAUUUAUGUGCCUCCUAGCUUGCCCCCUAGAUAAUGAAAACAGGUUCACAAGAUCACAAUAACCACACCCAAAAUGCUUCGCGGGCUUAGAUUACUCCUCCCGAUCGCCAUUUUGCUGUCUGGCUUCCGCUUGAACUACAAGUCGUCGAUACCUAAGGUUCUCAAAUAAACUUUUUAUUGUUAACUAAGUAAAAUUUUCAAAAUUCGGUUCAAAUCACUUCUUUAACGAAAUGUCGAUACAGGGCAGAUUGCCAGCCUGCGUUAUUGAUAAUGGAACAGGUUACACAAAAAUGGGAUUUGCUGGCAAUACAGAACCGCAGUUUAUAAUGCCUUCAGCUAUUGCAAUAAAGGAAAAUGCAAAAGUUGGUGAUAAAAGUCAAAGAAGAACAACUAAAGGUGUUGAAGAUCUUGACUUUUUUAUUGGGGAUGAUGCCAUUGAAAAGCCUCUAUACAGCACAAAGUGGCCUAUUCGUCAUGGUAUUGUUGAAGACUGGGAUUUAAUGGAAAGGUUUUGGGAACAAUGUAUUUUCAAAUAUCUUAGAGCUGAGCCUGAAGACCACUAUUUCUUGUUGACAGAGCCUCCACUAAAUACCCCUGAAAACAGAGAGUACACAGCAGAGAUCAUGUUUGAAUCCUUCAAUGUGCCCGGUUUAUAUAUAGCUGUACAGGCAGUGCUUGCACUUGCUGCUUCAUGGACAUCACGUCAGGUCGGUGAAAGAACCCUCACUGGUACUGUUAUUGAUUCUGGUGAUGGAGUCACCCAUGUUAUUCCAGUGGCUGAAGGCUAUGUUAUAGGGAGCUGUAUCAAACAUAUUCCCAUUGCUGGUCGUGACAUCACAUAUUUCAUUCAGCAAAUUUUGCGAGAAAGGGAGAUUGGUAUUCCCCCUGAACAAUCUCUUGAAACAGCAAAAGCAAUAAAGGAACGUUGGGGGUAUAUUUGUCCUGAUGUGGCAAAAGAGUUUGCUAAGUAUGACUCAGAUCCAGAAAAAUGGAUGAAGAAAUUUGAAGGAAUGAAUGCAAUCAAUAAACAGAAAUUCUCAGUCGAUGUUGGCUACGAACGAUUUUUGGGACCUGAAAUUUUUUUCCAUCCAGAGUUUUCUAAUCCAGAUUUUACGACUCCAAUUUCGGAAAUUGUUGACACUGUUAUCCAGAAUUGCCCAAUUGAUGUGAGAAGACCAUUGUAUAAGAAUAUUGUUUUGUCUGGUGGUUCUACAAUGUUCAAAGACUUUGGACGUCGACUUCAACGAGACGUUAAAAGAGUGGUUGAUUCACGUUUAAAACUUAGUGAGCAGUUGAGCGGCGGACGUCUGAAGCCCAAACCGAUUGACGUUCAAGUAGUCACUCAUCAUAUGCAACGUUAUGCUGUUUGGUUUGGUGGAAGUAUGCUGGCAUCUACCCCUGAAUUUUACUCCGUAUGCCACACUAAAGCUCAAUACGACGAAUCUGGUCCGAGUAUUUGCCGACAUAAUCCGGUAUUUGGGGUGAUGAGUUAAAGAAUAACCGUAGUGAAUGUUAGCAUUAACUGAACAAUUGUCCAAGAUAGUUGUAUUACGCAGUUUCAAUUGUACAGUCCAACGUUAAACGUGUCAUCCAUAUUCAACGUGUGGAUGCACUAUAUAUAUCGCACAUUAUGUGUUGAAAUGGUCUUACGUUGAUGUCACUUAAUUGUUUUAAGUCAAUUUUAAUAUUAUUAAGUGAUGAUUUUGAAAAGAAUAAUAUGAAUCCAACGUCA